UCGAGGACUACCAACGGUAGUGGAUUUCGCGAAUGUAUUGGAAAUUCUGACAGUUGUCGAAAAGAGAAAGAAUUGCAACUGUGGGUCUCGCCGUCUUUGCCAGAGGGCGAGGAUGAUAUCCAGGGACUAGCAUUAUCCUCCUUUACUGCCACCGGAAGUGCUUGCAGGUGUUUCUCUGCUUUACCCUCGCUAUGUCUAAGGAUGAGUAUGUUGUCAGAGUUCACUGCAUUGUUCAACCAUGUCAGCCUUGAGACCUUCGCCAAGCACUCUUACGCCGCUCUAGUCGACUUCUUCUCUGACACCCUGGAGCUGAAGCUUAUUCGACCUGUCAAUGGGGCUUACCGCAUCGGCGCCGAGUCAUGUGAAGCAAUUCUCAGCAACGAGGCACUUCCAGUACACCUUCAAUCGAGAGUCUAUGUCAUGCAAGCUGUCUUCCGUCGCGAUACAUCUAUCGCAAAGGAGCACUUUGAGAGUAUAUCUCGAGUUUGGGGUUUCGUUGUCAGCGUCAAUCUUCGUGUCGAUAAAGCUGCCUAUCACGAGGUGAUCGAUCUGUACGUGUACGAGUUGGGCAUCUGGCUCGAUCAGGAAGGAGUGUACGAAGACAAGAAGAUGCCAUUCCCUCACCAUGUCUACCGUCUCCCUGACACCAUUUACAAUCCCGAUAUCGAGCGGGACAUUGCGGACGAGGUCGAGGCAGAAAGCGAUUGGACGGAAGAUGAUAUCGACAGCAUCUCCGAUAGCUCAUCAAUCGCCUUAAGUCAAAGCUUUUAAGAUUUUUCUUGUUUGCUUCACUUCUGAAAUUGUGUAAACUCUAGCGAUCUCUUGCUGAUUUACUCAUUGUAGGCAUCUUCUAAGUCCGACAAACCUGCAGUACCACUCAAGGCUCCGUAGCUCAACAAGCGCUUCUCCAUCAUACAACGUAACGAGAUUGAGAAGUGACGUGAGCCAUCAUCACCUGUUUCGAUUGCACCACAACGGCCGCUCGUGCUUCAAAUCUUCAAGAACAUCAUCUAA
Molecule: messenger RNA, 1014 nt
Organism: Aureobasidium subglaciale EXF-2481
Lineage: Eukaryota; Fungi; Ascomycota; Dothideomycetes; Dothideales; Saccotheciaceae
Exons: 3
Coding region: 202-771 (189 amino acids)
Source: RefSeq, a predicted model, not a curated record